Messenger RNA from Anopheles gambiae (African malaria mosquito), 5613 nucleotides. RefSeq lists its product as uncharacterized. The transcript has 3 exons. Bases 4578 to 5579 code for a protein of 333 amino acids. The record is from RefSeq and is a predicted model, not a curated record. Lineage: Eukaryota; Metazoa; Arthropoda; Insecta; Diptera; Culicidae.
UGUGAUUCGUAUUAGUGUUGAUAUUUUUGUUAUCAAAGGAACCUUUGAUUUACAAUUUAGAUGAUCAAAUAGUAUAGAUUUAUCAUUUCAUGAGCAUCAUAAUACCGGCAGUACCUCAGUGGUGUGAUCUAACGAGUAUUUAAUAAUUGAAAUAAACUAUAUUUACGUUAUUGUGUUAUACGUGCUGUUUUGAGUAAUACGCUUGCUGUAAAUUUGAAUUCGUUACUGGGUGUGUUCAUGUUUUUUUUAGGUAAACAAGUGACUUCAAGAUAUUCUAUUGUCCAUGCCCCAUCCCACCCAACUUGCCCCACCAGGGAUUUGCGAGUCUACGCCAGGGAACUGCGUUCAGUCCGAGAGUCCGGCAGUGAUCCAAAAUACCAAAAAGGUACACGCGGAAAUAUUCGUGACUGAAUAUGGAAUGUAACUUUUGGCGGCAUCUGAUAUCUGUAUGUCGCUGCUCUUCGUUGCUGCUUCGCUCCACGAUGGAUGUGGAUACGAGUGUCCUUGCUUGCUGGGUAGAUUGGUAUGAGUUCCACAAACUGCAAUGCGUUCAUACCAAUUUUCCACGCCAAUUGCUGACUUACGCUGUACCAGUCUGAGCAAUCUGCAGCACUCCAGAAGCACUCCUGGCAGUCCCCGUACCGCACAGGUGGUGCGUAGCAUAACGCCGAAUCGGUGGCUGCUGCCAGCAGGUGAGAACGAUUCAUGUGAACGACACGAUCACUCUACUGACCGUGAUAGAGACUACUUCCGGAGAUAGCUUUAAACUUGAACAACAGAACCAAACCAUAACCCUUACUUUGCACGAUGGCAUUUCAGCUGACAGUGUCCAUGCGGAUGGCGGAUGUGUAACGCCACAGCCAUCAGGCAGUGUUUAUACCGAGCGUUAAUGCUGUCGAACGAUAUGGCCGUUAUACCCGUGUUGACAAUACACAAGAUUAAGUGAUAGGAAAACCACACGACGCGUAGGGCGUACCGGUCAUUGGACAAUGACAUUGUUGUGAAUCCUAUUCCUCUUGGUACAGUCGAAUUAUUUUCGAAGUAUUUUAGUCGAAGUAUUUUUGCAAGUGUGUCUAGCAUUCAUAGCACCAAAGCUAAUAUUUUCGAAAGGUUAUCUAGGCUUGGGGAGCAAUAUCAUUUGUUGUCGGUUUUAAUACGGAGCAAAUGACCGCUCCAAAGACGAGUUUACCAGGUAUUCCUGUUUCGAUACUAUCGUCGUAGCAUGUUGAAUUAUUUUCAAUUUUUUUGGGGCUUUUUACGUUGCCAUCUCAGCAGGCAGCUCAGUGCCAACCGUUACAGGCAUCAUAUAAUUGCUCGCCGACGAGAGCUUUCUCCACCUUUGCCCUCAGCUAUGUUGAUGAAUUGGAAACAUGAAACUGUUAGCACAUGCUAACUUAAAUGACCUUCUCGAUCACGCGGUUUUCAUUAAAAUGAUGUUCCGCUGCCUCCUUUUACCCAGGUAAUGGCGCACAGGGAUUUCUGGUGCGCACGUUAUAGCAUGUGCGUUGAAGUAUUUCACUACAAGCAUCGGCAAGCACCUCAAAUAUCCUUCUCAGCUGUAUCUCUCUCCCUCUCUCGGAUAUCAAUGCUGCGAAUUCCAAUAUGGAACGAGUCCAAGUUACAAAGGGUCGUUUUCUACCUGCUGCAAACGCAUCGGUCGGGCUGUCGACUGUCAUGUGAAUUAUGCCGUGAUCGAUACGACUGGGGCUGUUGCGCACGCACCUGAUUUUCAUCGAGCCCUUGCAUCUCAAACCUUGUCAUCCCGUGGUCGGACCUCGGAGAUCUGAGCACAGGGCAUUGGUGUGAAAAAGUACAUGAAAUUAAAUUGUAACUAUUUAUACGAAUUAUGUAGUUGAAUUUUCGUUAACAGUGUUGUUUAAACAAUGUAUGUGAAAAAGAGUUCGAAUGAAUGCCCUGUACAGUUCAUAUUUAUUUUUAAAAUUAUUAUUCAGGCUGUUGAACAUCAAAAGAUACUUCCCUUUCUUUAUGAGAAAGGACUUUCUUUAGUUUUACAAAAUGUACAAAUACGUUUGAGAAACUCCCUCGUGAGUUUUUAAAAGAUAUGUUUAUUUUUCGGCAGCGAAACACAGACUAAUUUGCUAGGUUUUAUGUUUCGACGCUGUUUGGUGUUCUUCGCCUACCGGUCACGUUACCAACCACAUGCCGUGAUCAUGUUCAUCCCGCCUGCAUGGUGUCAUCUGCAUACCGGACGGUCCAUUCGAUCAAUACGGCACCGCACAUGGAGCUUACGUUCGUGAUCUGCGCCGAUUGUCGUAAGAACCCGCUUCCGUUGGUUGAUACACGACACCGCGUGUGAGCGCACACAGCACUUUGUCUAGCACCUGUGUACAUAUCUGAACAUUGUUUGAUUUACUAUAAAGGUAGGGUAAUUGUACCAGUAUUGGGGUGGCCAGAGCAGCAGUUUAACUAAAACUGCUCAUAAACUUACAAUUUCAAUAUUGUUUGAUGAAAAUGUUCUUAUUUUGCUUUAUAAACUACUGUAAUACUACUGUAUCCCCAGUAUGUCAAGUUACAAAUGCUUUUUUUAUAUAAAGCAAAACGUGGUACAGUCCUCAGGUGGCAAAACUUUAAAAAAACUCGUCGUGAGUUCAAGCCUUCUAUGGACCGGUCCCUUGUGUCAAGGAUUGAAUAUCCGUCUGCAUGGUACUAAUAAGCCUAGAAGCCCGGUACAGCCCUGCCCUUAGGUCGUUACGCCAAAUAACAGCAAUUUCAUAAAUAUAUUAUGGUUCAAUACACCACGGGUCCUAUCGAACGCCCGGAAAAUGUAAAGCUCUUAAAAUGUUAUUAGAUUUUAUGUUAAAUACGUUAUGCACAAAAUGAUGUUAUGCCUCGCAUUUUUGCACACAUUCGCGUAUUUUGUUACCCUGUCGAAACCUGUCAAAACUAAAAACUUAUACUGUUAACCUGGUAGAUUUGUACAAAGUCUACCAUUUCUUAAAUAUAAAGAGUAAACAUAAACAUAACUCAUAAACAUACCUGCUAAACAAAUAAAACUUACUCUUAACUUACAAAAAAGGCUUAUUAAUACUUGGAAAACUAAGAAAAUUUUACAGGCAUACGAAACCAUAAAAAACGCAGGUAACUUUUACAACAGCUAGAACACGCACCUGUGCAUAAAAACCCCAGGCAAUUAUAUGAUUCGUAUGUUGUGCAAAGGUAAAUUUACAUACCUUUCCAUACUUCGGGUUGUAUAAAUUUUGCUCCAAAUACAGCAUGCCCCUCAUUCGCAAAUACGUUGUUGUUUGUGUGACAUCUCUGUUCUAAUUCGGAGCUCUGCCAUUGUGUCGCGUGUAUUUCUUGAAAAGUGUAAGCUCCAUUAGUGAUGGAAGAUAUUCCAUAUUCGCAACAACUUAAAAGAACCGGAAAACUUUAUAAAGAUGCUGAUGCUAAGGCAAAAGUAUCAAGAUUGGAUACCCAGUCUAGUGCAACGCAUAGUGAAACGCAAAUUGAUCUGAGGAAUCAGCCUUCAACGUCCUCUGCAUUACCUUUUACUGCAGCUGAUAUAUUACCAAAUCAAGCAAACAUAGACGCAAGUAUCAAUUUACCAAUCAUAAGCGAUUGUGAUUCUGAAGGAGACAAUCAAAACAUCGACAUUAACGAGGAUGAGGAUAUUGAAAAUUUGGAAAUCAACGAGGCUGAUGAAAAUGAAGCCAUUAACACCAACGAAGAGCAAGAGGACGACGAAACAGAUGAAAUCGAAAUAGAAAAUCUGGAUCUUAAAGAAUGCUUAAAAAUCUGGUCAUUGGUUUCCAAUAAAGACCAUAAAUCGCUUCGGUUUCUGCUGAGAAUUUUACGUACAAACUGUGAUGCUUCUCUUCCUAAAGAUCCUCAUACAUUACUAAAAACUCCAAAGAAACCUGCAGAAAUUACAAACAUUACUGGAGGGCAGCUGUGGUACCAAGGAAUAAAGACAUGCCUCAUCAAAAAGUUUCGGUAAGUUCAAUACAAAUGGAAUCGCAAUUUCAAAUAUUAAUUUAUUUUUUUUUCUUUAACAGCCCCGGCAACCUUGAUGACAAUAUUUCAACACUAAGCCUGAAAGUGUUUAUUGAUGGAUUACCACUUCAUAAGAGCACCAACCUGGAGUUUUGGCCAAUCUUGGCGAGCAUCGACGAACUCCCAAACGAAGCGCCGAUGAAAGUGGGUAUUUACUGUGGAUUGAAGCAUCCACAAAACAUAGAGGAAUAUUUACGGCAACUUGUAGAUGAAUUGAAAGAAUUGACUACCAGUGGUAUUGUCUUACAAAACCGUUUAAUAAAUAUCAACCUGCUUUACAUCAUCGCUGACACUCCUGCUAGAGCUCUGCUAAAAGGUAAAUUUACAUUUACACUAUUGACAAGCUAUAAGUUAAGCUAUAUCGCUCUUUUUCAUUUAUUUUCAGAAGUUGUGAAUUGUAACGGAUUGCAAGGAUGCAUUAAAUGCACAUGUCAAGGAAAGAAGGAAAACCACAGAACUAUUUUUAGAGGAGUUUCUGCCGAGCCACGAACAAACAAAGCAUUUCGAGAUGGCGAUUAUAUGCCAGAGCAUCAAAGAGAACUAACGCCUCUAUUGGCUUAGAUAUGAUUAAACAAUUUAUUGUGGCUGACGAAUUGCAUCUAAUUCACCAUGGAGUCUUCAAAAAACUAAUUAAGAGAUGGAGGGAUGGAGAGCGUGGAGUUUUACCCAGAUGGUCUGAUCAACAAUGUGAGAUAAUUUCAUCAAAAUUAGCCGACAUCCAGCUUCCAACCGAAAUUCAUAGACAGCUACGUCAUUUGCGAUUUUUGGAUAAAUGGAAAGCAACCGAGUUCAGAUCAUUCCUUCACUACGGCAGCAUUGUUGUUUUGCGUGAUAAUGUGCCAGAAGAGCAGUAUUCCCAUUUCAUGUUACUAUUUUGUUCGAUAACUCUGCUAUCUUCAAAAUCGUACGAAGCGCAUUGGCCAAAAGCAGGAAAUAUGCUAAAUCGUUUUGUUUUGGAUUACGAAACAAAUUACGGACCAAACGGUCUAACGAGCAAUGUACACAAUCUUCAGCACGUUCUAGAAGAUGUCAAAAACUAUGGCCCUCUUCCAUUAAUAUCAACAUACCCGUUUGAAAAUGAACUACGUCUUUUGAAGCUGCUGUUAAGGAGUGGAGUUAACUGUUUACAACAAGUGAUAAACCGUUUGGCAGAAUUAGAUGAACUUGACAACCGACACAAAAAUACAGAGAAAAAUAUGAAAUAUCCAUGCGUUAAACACCACUGUGAUAAGAGGACAGCUCAUAUACGUCAAGGAUUGACGUUACAACAAGGAGAUAGAAACGGAUGGUUUUUAACGAAGGAUAACCAUGUGGUUAGAUUUGAAUCAGCAGUUGAACGUGCAUCAACAGUGGUUAUCAAAGGAAAGAAGCUUCUUACUAGCGAAGAAUACUUUUAUAAGCCAAUAAGUUCCUUCAUUUUAAACAUAUCGAAGGGUAACAUGAAUGCGUUAUCAUCAUUUUCUGAUGAGUUUUUCCCUCAAAGUAUUAAGUGUAAGUUAGUAGCUAUAAAAACAGGGUCAGAAGAGUUUGUGUACAUUCCAUUACUUCACACUUUAUCGAUUUGAGUAGACAAAUAAAAAUGGUAAAAGUAAAGUGCAA